Molecule: messenger RNA, 1619 nt
Organism: Vigna radiata var. radiata (mung bean)
Lineage: Eukaryota; Viridiplantae; Streptophyta; Magnoliopsida; Fabales; Fabaceae
Exons: 4
Coding region: 621-1376 (251 amino acids)
Source: RefSeq, a predicted model, not a curated record
AAGUGUCGUCUAUAAUGGCUACAUCACCUCCUCAAUCUCCGCUCUAUAAAUAUACAGUUUUUGAAGACAGCACAUACCAUGAAAUCAACAGAGGGAGAUUUUUGUUUGAACAAAUCUUAAUUGUGCUGUAAUUUUGGCUCCUUUUCCCUAGUCUUUCGCUAUCUGUUGUAUUUUCUCAUACCUUAUCUCUCGCUCUCUGUAAUUACAAACUCUUCCGCCAUUGGAUCUAACCUUCCUUCCCCUUCAGGCAAAGGGUCUGUCUGUUCCUGGGAUUACAUUCUUUUAUCUUUAGAUCUUGAAGGAGUGGUAUUGCUUGUGGAAAAUAGACCCUGGGAAGGGAAAGAAAAAAUUUUGCUGGGCAAUCAUUGGUUGGAUCUGUGUAAUGUUAGAAAAAGCCAGAGAAGCAGAGAAAGGUAUCCGAAUCGGAGUUGAGAUGUAUUGAAAGCUGCCUUCUUGAUGAUUUACGAACAAUUAAACCCUUAGUACAUAAAAUCCGUUUAGGAGGUGAUUUUGUAUGAUGGGUUGAAUCAAGCAUUGAAUUUGUGGAGGCAGUUUGGAGUAUAUUUGUGAUUUAUAGGAUAACAAGCAAGGAGAAGUUAAAUUGGUUUUGUGGUUCUUGGAUGGAUAGUAAAAGUGUAAAAAAUAGGAAUAUCGAAGUUGAUCUUGAAAGUGGAUUGCCACUAAUUGGAGACAAUUCAAAGAAAGUCUCUGUCCCAAGUGAUGCAAAACAAGGAAAGACGUUAUUUGCUAAGGUUUCUGGUGGGAUUGUUGGAGGUUCUAUCAAAGGUGAUGAUGUGCCAAGUUUAAUCCACAAUGAAUCAAGUUUUAGUGAAGUUUCCGGUGAUUUGAUGAAAGUAUCAAGCACGCCAUUGAUGGGGAAAGAUUCGGGGAACCGUACACAGCAAAUCCCAACGAAGGAGAAACAGAAAAAGGCCUCUAAUAAGAAGGCUCCGAAACCUCCAAGAUCUCCACAAUCUCCUUCAUUGGAUGCAGCUGACCUUAAGCUAAUAAGAGAGAUAUCUGAACUUGCCAUGUUGAAACGCGCAAGGAUAGAGCGAAUGAAAGCUUUGAAGAAGAUGAAAAUUGCUAAAUCACGACCAUCUUCCAGUACCAGCAGCUUUUUUGCUAUGGUUUUCACUGUUGUCUUCUUUGUUGUAAUAAUAUUCCAAGGCGUGCCAUCUAGAACAAGCUCAGUGGCAAGUUUCCAGGGAUCUCCUGUGUCUACGGUAGAAUCAGAGGGAGGUCUAAUUUCAGUUGAGUACCAACUCAAUCCUUCUGCAAGCGACUUAAAUGUUCCUGGCUCAGAAUCUCACAAUUUUGUACAGCAGGUGGUCGGUUCAGAUUUGCCUGAAAAAUGGAGAAGAGGUUCAGGAUAAUGCACUUCUAUCAUAAAAAAGAAUAUAACUUUCCUGUAUUCAAACGGUACUCUUGUUUCUCCUUCAGCCUCUUUGUCUUGACUUUUAGAACAUAUAUUUAUUUAUAUAUUGUUAAUUUAUCCCUACUAUGUAUAUUAAUCAAUGCUGGGGUGAGUUAAAUAACCAGAACGGUGCUGCUAGAAUUUUCCAUUGCCUUGGGCCAAACACGUGUUACUUUUAUCGUCAGCAACUUUCUUUUGAUUA